AUGUACCUGAAUGUCCCGUUCAACGGACCAUUUUACAAGCCUGUCGGGUUCGAGGAAGUUGACGUCGCGGACAUCGGGAGAUUAUUCGAGGACGAGGCGCAACAGAUCUGGGAUCAGGAGCAAAAUUCAAUUCCGAUGCCUGAAAGGAGAGGGUGGAUGGUCAAAUGGCUCAGUCAACCGCAUGAGCAGCCUUUUAGAUCUGGGAAACUGCUAGUGGAAGAAAGAAGCGCGGGUCGAUAUUGGUAA
This is a messenger RNA of Rhinocladiella mackenziei CBS 650.93, 246 nucleotides long. RefSeq lists its product as uncharacterized. The transcript has a single exon. Lineage: Eukaryota; Fungi; Ascomycota; Eurotiomycetes; Chaetothyriales; Herpotrichiellaceae. The record is from RefSeq and is a predicted model, not a curated record. Bases 1 to 246 code for a protein of 81 amino acids.